This is a messenger RNA of Effrenium voratum, 837 nucleotides long. Lineage: Eukaryota; Dinophyceae; Suessiales; Symbiodiniaceae. The record is from the annotation of a GenBank genome assembly.
UGUUUGACAGCCGAAGACUUCGCCGAGAAGUUUGCGCCACACCCUGGCCGCAUGGAGCUCAUCGUCAAGGAAGCGCGGAAAGUGUGGAUCCCGAACCACCCCACGCAUGGCUACAGGCCCGGCCGCGUGAAUGACAACGAGGACAACGGCGAUACCCUCUGCGUGGUGGAUGAUGAGGGAACCACAUUUCAGGUGCCCAAAACGGAAGCCUUGGCGGUGGACCCGGCGUGCCUCACCGGGGUGGAUGACCUGCUGACUUUGGGGGACUUCAAUGAGCCUGCCUUGUUGCACAACAUCCGCGUGCGCUAUGAGGAGGACGACAAGAUCUACACAGGCAUUGGCAUGCCAAUCCUGAUCUCGGUGACGAACCCUUACCAGAACAUCCCGGGCCUCUACAGCCCGGAGACCAUGCGCCAGUACAAGCGCUUUGCCAGCAAGGCUGCAAGCCAGACUGGCGGGGGACUGCCCAUCCACCUCUACUCGGUGGCGGACGCAGCCUUCAGAGACGCCAUGCUGUCAGAGAAGGCCAACCAGUCCAUCAUCAUCUCAGGCGAGAGCGGGGCCGGGAAGACGGAGGCGACCAAGCGGAUGUUGGCGUACCUGGCGGAGCUUCAGAGCUCCAAGCAUGAGUCAGGAGGCCGGCGCUCGGUGGAGUCGCAAGUGCUGGAUGCCAACCCUGUGCUCGAGGCCUUUGGCAACGCCAAGACGGUCCGGAACGACAACUCCUCGCGCUUCGGCAAGUUCAUCGAGGUGGAGUUCGACACUUCGGGGAAGCUGCUCAGCGCCCAGACCCUCGGACGCCCAAGCCGGGAGGCUACGGGAGAAGGGAUGGGUCUU